CCAAACCAAACCGCCUUCGCGCAAUCACUUCCUUCUAGCGAGCAGAUCCACCGUCCCCAACCCACAACUCCCCAGGCCCCAACACCAGUCCAUCUUCAUGGCGCGGGUACCCGUCCUCCUCCUCGCCCUCUUCGCCGCGGCCCUCGCGGCCGCCCCGGCGGCGGCGCUGGGCGGCCGCGGCGCGCGGGUCGGCGGGUGGGGCCCCAUCCCGGACGUGACGGACGCGCACAUCCAAGAACUCGGCGGAUGGGCGGUGGAGCAGCACGCGAGGCUGACCAGCGACGGGCUGCGGUUCCGCCGGGUCACGCGCGGCGAGCAGCAGGUCGUCUCCGGCAUGAACUACCGCCUCUUCGUCGACGCGGCCGACGGCUCCGGCAAGAGCGCGCCCUACGUCGCCGAGGUGUACGAGCAGUAUUGGACCAAGACCCGCCAGCUCACCUCCUUCAAGCCGGCGGCCAACUGAUCCGCUCCCCCUCCGGCGCAUGCCGAUCCGCGGCCGGCGACCGCGUCCGCUCUGGUUAAUCUCAUCUGCCCGUCCUUCGUAGUUUGUACUACCACUAGUGCUGCCAAUAAUAAAUGAGUCGCGCGGUUUGGUCGAUCGUCACGCGCUGCAGUUCAUCAUCCUGACUACUACUAGUAGUAUAUUUCUACUAAUACUGGCAAAUAAAAUUGUGAGUACUCUGAGAUUGUCGUGA
Molecule: messenger RNA, 695 nt
Organism: Triticum aestivum (bread wheat)
Lineage: Eukaryota; Viridiplantae; Streptophyta; Magnoliopsida; Poales; Poaceae
Product: cysteine proteinase inhibitor 8
Exons: 1
Coding region: 98-463 (121 amino acids)
Molecular function (GO): cysteine-type endopeptidase inhibitor activity
Source: RefSeq, a predicted model, not a curated record